AUGACGGGCUCUUCAGGCGGCGGCGGCGGCGGCGGCAAGCGCAGCCACCCAUCCGCCCAUCAUGCCUCGCCACCGCCGGCCAAGAAACAGCAAAAGUGGUCGCCCGAGGAGGACGCCCUCAUCAUAGAGCUGCGGGGCGGCGGCAUGAAGUGGGACGACAUUUCAAAGCGGUUGAAUCACAGAAGUCCCAUCAGUUGCCGGCUUCAUUAUCAGAAUUACUUGGAGAAGCGGAGUGACUGGGAUGACGAACGCAAGACAAAGCUUGCGAGACUGUAUGAUAGGUAUGCUUAG
Molecule: messenger RNA, 291 nt
Organism: Pestalotiopsis fici W106-1
Lineage: Eukaryota; Fungi; Ascomycota; Sordariomycetes; Amphisphaeriales; Sporocadaceae
Exons: 1
Coding region: 1-291 (96 amino acids)
Source: RefSeq, a predicted model, not a curated record